Closterium sp. Naga37s-1 is the source of this 5319-nucleotide messenger RNA. NCBI's taxonomy places the organism in Eukaryota, Viridiplantae, Streptophyta, Zygnematophyceae, Desmidiales, Closteriaceae. The record is from the annotation of a GenBank genome assembly.
AUGACAAGGCGAACGAGGCGACGUACGGGAGGUCUCAGCGGUACGCCUGACGUGGACAUAUCAGGCACCGCUGCAGCGGCUACCAAUGAGGAGGUGACACCUGUCAGCCAGAGAGGCCGAUUGCGAGGGACGGUAGGGCGAAGUCUAGCUUCCACUGACACGCCAGGCGGGUCUGUCAGGCUCGUGCCUGCCACCGCCGCUGCUGGUGCGAAUUCUUCUGCGACCCGCGCUCCGAAUCCUGCGAAUCCCGCUGCGACUUCUUCAGCGACCCCUGCUGCGACGCCUGCGACUGCCUCUGCGACUUCUUCCGAUGCUGCCCUUCCGCAUCCCGCCUUAGCCGAUGCCGACACCACCGCUGAUCGCGCAGGAUCGCGGAACUCGCUCGCGCUUCCCCCCUUGCUCGAAGUCUCCGCGGAAGCUCCGCCACCCGGUCCCUCCACCGCGUCCUCUUCCGCGUCCGCGCGCUUCACCCCCGAAUCCGCGCCCAGUUCCUCCGCCGCAGACGCUCCGCGCUCGCCGGCGGAAGUUCCCGCCUUGUCCGCGGAAGCGCACGUGUCAUCCGCGCUAGCUCGGCAGCAAAGCGGCUCUUCCGCCGGCGCCGGCGCAAGCGCUGGCGGAGGGCAUGCUAGUCGCGCGCGCGGGGUGAGCGCGGUUUUCGCGCGCCUAGACGCAGUCGCGGCGGAGACAGAGGCGGAAGUGGAGAUUGCUGACGCGGCAGGCGGAGAAGGCGGAGGAGACGCCUUGUUCUGGUCAAUUGAUAUGACAGAAAGGGAAAGAGGAGGGGAGGAGGGGAGUGAAGGACAAGGGGUGGAUGGGAUGGUUGAGAAGGUGGGUCAGCUGGGAAUGCGUGAGGAGGUAGGGUUACUAGAGAAUGGUUGGGAGGAGAUUAAGUUGGUGGAGAGGUGUGAGGAGGUUUUAGAAUUGGUGGACGAAGCGGAGGAGGGUGGGGAGGUGGGAGAGGAGGAGGAAGCAGAGGAGGAGGAGAGGGAGCAGCAGCAGCAGCAGCAGCAGCGGCAGGAUCAGAAAGAGGAGAAGCGGAAGGAGGACAAAGUCGAGGUUGGGAGGGAGCAGGAGCGGGCAGGGCAGGGCCGGCAGAAUCAGCAGGCGCAGGAACAGACUGAGGGUGAGGAACAGCAGCAGCAGAAGCAGAAGCAGAAGCAUCAAAAGCAGAAGAAGCAGAAGCAGAAAGAGCAACCACAGGCCAGCACCAGCCAGCAGCACCCAGCCACAGAAGCACCGUCCGCACUGAACAACCCAGCAGCCCAGCAGCAGCAGCAGCAGCAGCAGCAGCACCCAGCACGAGCACACCCCCCUGACUGGACCUCUCUCCCAGCCGAAAUCACCCUCCGGAUCUUCUCCCUCCUUGCAUUUCGCGACCUCGCUCGAGCAUCCUGCGCCUGCUCCUCCUGGUGCCACCUCUCCUUCGCGCCCUCCCUCUGGACCACCCUAGAUCUCCGCUGCUACCCCCCUCUCUCCGCCGCUGCUGCGGAUUCCCUUGCUGUGAGGUGCGCAGGAGCGCUGACCCGCGUGCAUGUCAAGGGGGCGGAGUCGCUUCGAGCGGUGGCCAGGCUUGCUGCUGGGUUUGGGAGGUUUGACAGGUGUGGAGAGGUUUUGGAAGGUUCUUCUGGGGGUGCUCGUGGUGGGUUAGGGGCUGUGGCCUCUGCUGGUGUCGCUGCUGCUACUUCAGCGGCUCCUCCUUCUCAUCCUGCUCCUGCUCCUCCUCCUGCUGCUGCUGCUCCUUCUGCUGGCGGUGCAAGCGCUGAAGGUCCCGAUAGGGCGGGUGGCAGUGGCAGCAACAACAGCAGCACCGGCACAGGAAACCUGUUCAGGGGCACAAAUGAAACUGGCAAGCGAGGUUGUGAGGGCUCUUCUAGGGCCUUCCCUUGGACCUCGUUCCGAAGCUCUUCCCGGAGCUCUUCGUCAGGCUCGGCCUAUGCUUCUCCCCCAGGCUCUUCCCUUCAGCACCUCUAUGCUAACUCGUGUACCGAUCUCUCUGACGCAUCCCUCGGUCUUAUCCUCGGUCGCCACGCGCGCCUGCGCCAGGUGUCGCUCUCCCAUUGCGAGAGGCUGUCCCCUGACGCAAUCUGCGUGCUGGCGGAAUCCUGUCCGCGUUUAGAGGAUCUCCAUUUAAACGGGUUAAGGAGGGUCGAUCUGGCUUGCCUUGCAGCCCUAGCACGGCACUGUCCGCGGCUAUACAAUCUCUCGCUCGUUAACUGUCUCAGGUUCGAGGAUCGGGGAGGCGUGUCGCUGCUUCAGCAGGUCCGGUAUCUGUCCCUGUCAGGUUCGGACGUGUCCUGGCAUCGGGCAGCUUCAGACGUGGCUCGGCUGCCGAACCUGCAAGCCAUAGACGUGUCACGCUCGGACAUCUCUCCCGAAGCUGUCAACCUUAUUCUAGCAUCUCCCUCCAUUCUCCUCGUUGCUGCUUUCAGUUGUCCUGAGCUGGAGACCUUUCACGAGGCCAUCAAGAUGCCUAGCAAGCCCUGUCUUUUGCUAUUCCGGUUCGGCGAUCUUCGUCUGGCUCUCCUUGCGCUUGCCCUUUCCUGCAGCGACCCCUCUUGCCUCUGGAGCUUCUACCAGCCUAAGAAACCAGCGGCACAGCCUGUGGGAGGCUCGGGAGCUGCCGAGCCUGGGGCUGAGGCUGGGAAUGGGAAUGUUGGAUCUAGAGAUGAAGAGAGCGCUGCUGCUUCAGAAGAAAGCCAAGUCAGAGCACUCGUGCUCCACAUUACCAGGGCGCUGGGCGGCGGUGGGCCUCGCAGUGCCUGCGUGGAGCUCUCUGAUUGGACGGAGCUGAUUCUGGUCCGAGCUCUACACUCAUUGGCCGAGAGGUUGGAGCCAAUGGGGUGGGAAGGGGGGUGGGGGGGAGGGGCAGGGGGAGGGGGAAGGGGAAGGGGGGGUUUGGGAGGUGUUGUGGGGGGAGGAGGUGCGGGAGGAGGAAGGCAAGGGGAUGGGGCAGGAGGAGGGGGUGUGAGAGGUGGGGAAGGGGGGGUGGGAGAGAGGGGAGCGGGAGGGGGAGGUGGGGGGGGAGAAGGAGGGAGAGAAGGAGGAGGAGAAGCAGCAGCAGGAGGAGUUGUAAGGAGAGGGUGGGAGGCGAGGGAGGACUUUUGGGUGACUCAGGGCAUUCCCGCUGUGCUGCUGCUGCUGCAAAGCCGGCAGGAGGAGGUGCGAGAGAGAGCAGCAGCGACAGUCGGGGUGUUUGUGGUCGCAGAUUCUAUUGGGGUUGGAUUCGAGGAGGAGGCGGAGGCGGAGGUGGUGGAGGGGGAGGAAGAGGAGGGAGAGGUGGGAGCGCGGGAGGGAGGGAGAGGAGCAGGAUGGAGGGUGGGGGGAGGCGGUGGGAUGGGGGCAGGGGAAUGGAGAGGAGAGGGAGGGGUGGGUGGAGGAGGAGAGGGAGGAGGGGGAGGAGGGGGAACGGGGGGGCGACAGGGGGACGGGUGGGAUUUAGUGAUGGGAGGGGGCGGGGGAGUGGGGGAGGCGGGGAGCAGUGGGCGGGUGAGUGCGUUUAUGCGAGGGGGCGGAGUGGAGGUGCUGGUUCACAUGGCAGGCCGGCACGGACCAGAGGGGCCACGAUUCGAAGCAACUAAGGCCCUGGCGAAUCUGUCAGUGAGUGUGGACGUCGCAAGGGAGGUGGUGCGGGUGGGGGGAGUGGGAGUGCUGCUCUCUCUCCUCGCUCACUCCAACGGCUGUAUAGCCGAGGCUGCUGCAGGGGCGCUCUGGAAUCUAUCAGUCACGGACGAAUACAAGGUGGGUGGGUCUGGACUCGUCUGGAGAGAGGUGGUGAGAGUGGAGGGAACGGCCGAAGCUGGGACGAUGGGUGCAGCCGAUGCCGUUGGCUCCUCUGGGUGUUUACCCCUCGUUAUCGUCCUGUUGCAUGUGCAUUCCCUCGUUAUCGUCCUGUUGCAUGUGCAUUCCCUCGUUAUCGUCUUGUUGCAUGUGCAUUCCCUCGUUAUCGUCCUGUUGCAUGUGCAUUCCCUCGUUAUCGUCCUGUUGCAUGUGCAUUCCCUCGUUAUCGUCCUGUUGCAUGUGCAUUCCCUCGUUAUCGUCCUGUUGCAUGUGCAUUCCCUCGUUAUCGUCCUGUUGCAUGUGCAUUCCCUCGUUAUCGUCCUGUUGCAUGUGCAUUCCCUCGUUAUCGUCCUGUUGCAUGUGCAUUCCCUCGUUAUCGUCCUGUUGCAUGUGCAUUCCCUCGUUAUCGUCCUGUUGCAUGUGCAUUCCCUCGUUAUCACGUACAUCAUGCAAGCAGGAGGCAUCGCCACUCUGGUUGACCUCAUGGCCACAGCUCCUCCUCCUGCUCUCGGCCUUCCAGGGGACUGUGUCCUCGAGAGGGUGACAGGCGCCCUGGCGAAUCUAGCGGUGGACGACGGGUACAGCACGGCCAUAGUGGAGCGGGGAGGGGUGGCGGCGCUGGUGCGCGUUCUGGAGCGGGUGACGGGCGCCCUGGCGAAUCUAGCGGUGGACGAUGGGUGCAGCACGGCCAUAGUGGAGCGGGGCGGGGUGGGGGCGCUGGUGCGCGUGCUGGUGGGGUGCCGCCACGAUCUGGUGCUCGAACAGGCUGCCAGGGCUCUCGCUAACCUCGCAGCCCACGGCGACUGCAACCGCAACUCCGCUGCUGUUGGAGCUGAACCCACUGCCGUCCCAGCGCUUGUUGCUCUGCUGCAAUCCCCCAAUGAAGCCUUAAGGCAAGAGGGGGCAGGGGCUCUCUGGAAUCUAUCAUUCCACGACAGCAACAGGGAGGCCAUCGCAGCUGCGGGAGGGGUAGAGGCGUUGGUUCGGCUGGCCCAGGAGUCGUGCUUGCCAGGCGCAGCAGAUGACACCCAGGAGCGAGCUGCUGGCGCCCUGUGGGGCCUCUCUGUGUCUGAAGCCAACAGGUGCGUGUUGAGUCAGUACUGGUGGGUGCCCUGUGCCCGGCCUCUAGCAGCAGGGGAGGGGGGGGGAGUAGAGCUGGGUCGCCUGGCCCAGGAGUCGUGCUUGCCAGGAGCAGCAGAGCACACGCAGGAGCGAGCUGCUGGCGCCCUGUGGGGCCUCUCUGUGCCUGAAGCCAACAGCCAUAGGCUAGUUUUGAGACGUCUCAAAACUUGCUCUUAUGAAGCUUGUUCGUUCCCUGAUUUCCUGCUGCUGUGCUGUGCCCCCACGCCGUGCGGUCAUAGACUCAAAGCCCCUUUGAGCCCUCACCCCUCCUCUGAGCUCUCAGCCGCUGAUUCCUUCCAUUUCUGUUCUGUGCCCUCAUGCAGUGUGGCCAUAGGCCGGGCCGGUGGGGUGGAGACUCUGCUCAGCCUUGCCCAGGCGCGCAAGCAGGUGUGUGCAGUGCUGCAUGGGGUGCGGGGCUGA